Messenger RNA from Schistosoma rodhaini, 831 nucleotides. Lineage: Eukaryota; Metazoa; Platyhelminthes; Trematoda; Strigeidida; Schistosomatidae. The record is from the annotation of a GenBank genome assembly.
AUGGAUACAGUCUUAUUGAGUGAUCUUGAACGAUUCUACUUAGUACAAGGAGUUGAAGUGGGAUGUAGAAUGGAUGGUCGUGGACCAAGUGAAUAUCGACCUUUAGAAAUCGAAACUAAUAUUUUGAGUCACGCAACUGGUUCAGCUAGUAUUCGUAUUGGUGAAACUUUCAUCGUUUGCUGUGUUAAAAUGGAGGUUGGCAAACCUUCUUUAACUAACACUAGUGAAGGUCGUAUUGAAAUAAAUGUUGAGUGUUACCCUACGGCAACUCACCGCUGUAAUGAAAAGGCAGCAUCCGAACUGGAGGAACGUUUGAAGGCAACAUUGCAAUCAGCCUAUCAAUUGAAGUCUAUAGAUCUAAGCCCUCUGUGUAUCCAACGAGGUCGGCAGUGCUGGGUCAUCUAUAUUGAUCUGCUUAUCUUAGAGGGUGCUGGAAACUUACUUGAUGCUUCCUCCUUGGUAGUCAAAGCUGCUCUACUAAACGCUACACAGUCAAAUUCUUUAUUAUUGUCUGUUUUUGAAAAUUCAAAGUCACUAGAAGCAGGUGUUAAACAGUUUCAUGGAGAUAUGUUGCCGUUAUUUAUCACAGUACAUAAGAUUGGGAAAGCAUAUCUCAUAGAUGCUAGCAAGGAGGAAGAAGCCUGUUCAUUAUCCAGGUUAUCUCUUGUUAUCUAUCCAGAUGGUUCAAUUGGUUCAUUAGAACAAGAUGGGUGUUGUAGUUGUCAAUUAGAAUCAACUGUUGAAAUGUCACAGUUAGCAUCAAUUGUUGGGAAGAAAUUAAAUCACGCCUUAGUAAAGACACUAGAAUUGGAAAAACAGCUACGUUCCUAA